This is a messenger RNA of Zygosaccharomyces rouxii, 1458 nucleotides long. It is a transcript of the gene SET5, whose product is annotated as S-adenosylmethionine-dependent methyltransferase. The coding region runs from base 1 to 1458 and encodes 485 amino acids. Gene Ontology annotation, molecular function: protein binding. The transcript has a single exon. The record is from RefSeq and is a predicted model, not a curated record. NCBI's taxonomy places the organism in Eukaryota, Fungi, Ascomycota, Saccharomycetes, Saccharomycetales, Saccharomycetaceae.
AUGCACUUGCAAAUUCAAACUUUGUCAUUGAAUGAUGAUAGUGGAUCUCUACCUGCAGCAAGUAUAGUGCCAAGUAAUCAGCAGGUAUGUGAUAGCAUUCUAUUGCUGUGGAGGGAAGAGCCUGCAAGUGAAGACUAUAAUUUAGAAGAAUUGUUAAAAGUGGUCAAGGAGAGGCACAGUGAGUGGAAAUUAUCAGUAGAGUCACUAAGAAAGCUUUUACAGAGCCAUAGCUUAUAUGCUACCGAUGAGAAGAGUUUACAAAUCUAUAGUGAUAAAGUGCGAAUGCCAGAAAUGGCUGAAGGGGAGGUCAAAUUACCUCGAAGCGUUAGGAUAGGAGCCUGUUCUGGAGAUAAGCAAAGAGGCCUUUUUGCUACUAAUGCUUUAAAAGCUGGUGAUAUGAUUUUUGAGGACUUACCACUGGUAGUAGUACCGCCCAUGGAUAAAUUGGUUCUUAUGCAAUCUGGGAAAGCAUGUCCAUUGUGUGGAUCUUCGGUCAGUCAUAGUCAACAUACGAUUAUCAUGAAUGGCCUUGAUUGUGGUGAAUGCGGUGCCGUUUGGUGUAGUAAGAACUGUAAGAAGAAUGAUUUGACCCAUACAAGUUUAAGGCACACAAGGAGUAGAUGUAGGCAGAUAAAUUUAAAUGGCUGGAAAAAAUACGAAAGUUUUUGUAAACAAUACGUAUUCGUGGCAGCCUACUCAAUUGGUAUUAUCUAUGCCUCUAUGAUUCUCGACAAGAAUGGCAAAAAUGGGGUCCAUCCCAAAUUUCAAUUAUUGGCAGAUGUUUCACAACGUAUAAGGAAGGAUUCGAGUGAUUCAACAAAUUUAGGUGGUACUUUAGAUGCCUCUAGUGGUGCGUUCACCUCAGAUGAUCCUGAACCCAUGUGGACUCAAGCCUUAGAUUUGUUUAAAGAGGCCUUCCCCGAAUUAGAUGAUAUGGACAUGGAAGCUUAUUUGAACUGCAUUGGUAAGUUCAAUAUAAACCAGGUAUCAGGUCAAAUCUUUCCAGUUUAUUCGUUCAUUAACCACGAUUGUGAGCCAAACGUUCGUUACGAGAUUGAUGAUAAAUUGAGGUUAAAGCUUUACGCGAGGAAACAUAUUAAGAAGGGUGAAGAACUAUUGACCACGUACGUAAAUCCUCUUCAUGGUGUCAAAUUGAGAAGAAGAGAGUUACGAGUUAAUUGGGGGUUUUUAUGCCAUUGUGAUCGUUGUAAUCGAGAAUUGACAAAGAGAAAAGAAAAAUUGACUUCACCCACACCGUCUGCUCACCAUUCACCUGCAAACAGUUUUAGUGAUAAAAAUCGUAGAAAAUCUUCCAUGAGAAAUGCAAGACCUGAUUUACACGAACUUUUAAAAAAUGGUCAAGAAUUUGAUUUAGAAAUUCCAGAUAAUCUGGAAACACAUCAUAGAAAAACAUCUGUUAGAUUCGAUAAUAAUGUUUCAGUUGCGGUAGAUGAAUAA